AUGGCACCUCAAUUGAAAAACCCCCACCUCUUCCAAUCAAAGCCAUUCAUCAAUGGCCAAUGGUACGACUCGAAAUCCACAAAGACGUUCAAGGUUUACGAUCCCGCAACUGAAGAAGUGAUCGUCGAACUCCCAGAUCAGACCCCGGAGGAAAUCGCAGAGGCCAUCAAAAUCACAAGCAAUGCUUUUGAAACAUACAAGAAAACCAGCGCCCAUGAUAGAUCCCGCUGGUUGAGAAACUUGUACAAUCUCAUGAUGGAAAACUUGGAUGACUUGGCUGCGAUUAUUACGUGGGAAAACGGCAAGUGUCUCACAGAUGCCAUUGGAGAGGUGAAGUAUGGUGCUUCCUAUUUCGAGUGGUUCGCGGAGGAGGCCAAGAGAAAUUACGGACACACCAUUCAGCCCGCCAAUCCCAACAAUAAGAUAGUCACAUAUAAACAGCCCGUGGGACCCGUGGGAUUGUUAUGCCCAUUCAAUUUCCCAUCGGCCAUGGGCGCUCGUAAAGCUGCUCCUGCUUUUGCUGUAGGUUGUACUUGUAUCUUGAAGCCAGAUGGUCAGACUCCAUUGUCUUCUUUGGCCCUUGCGUACUUGGCCGACCAGGCUGGAUUUCCCAAGGGAGUAUUCAAUGUUGUUUUGGUGAGUGUCGAAUCAACUCCCGCUUGUGGUUUGGAAUUCUGCGAGUCGCCUCUUAUUAAAAAGAUCUCCUUCACUGGUUCUACUCCAGUUGGAAAAUUGUUGUACAAGCAAUCCUCCCUGACUUUGAAGAAGAUGUCCAUGGAGUUGGGAGGAAAUGCACCAAUUAUUGUUUUUGAUGAUGCCGAUCUUGAGCUUGCUGUUGAGCAAUCUAUUGCAAGUAAAUUCCGGUCUUUGGGCCAAACCUGUGUUUGUGCCAACAGACUCUAUGUUCAAUCUGGAGUGUACGACAAAUUCAUCUCUAUGUUCGCAGAUAAAGUUCGCCAAUUCAAGAUUGGAAAUGGCUUCGAUGAAGGAGUGACCCAUGGAUGUUUAAUUAAUACCAAAGCCAUGAGAAAGGUCGAAGAGCAUGUGGAAGACGCUCUUUCUAAGGGUGCCCUGAUUGUUGUCGAAGGAGGAGAGCUUCCAAAACUCGGAAAACAUUUCUAUGCUCCUUAUGUGUUGAAGGAUAUUACAAACGACAUGAAGGUGCACAAUGAAGAGACUUUUGGUCCGUUGGCGGCCAUUUUCAAGUUCGAAACCAAGGAGGAAGUACUCAAAGAAUGUAAUGCCACUCCAUAUGGUUUGGCUGCCUAUGUGUUUUCGGAAAACUUGAAUACCGUCUACACUGUUUCAGAAGACCUCGAGGCGGGUAUGGUCAGUGUCAACACCGGACUUUUCACAGACGCUGCUUUACCUUUUGGUGGUGUCAAAGAGUCAGGUUUCGGCCGGGAGGGUUCGCUUUACGGUAUGGAUGACUACACGGUAGUCAAGUCCAUGGUGCUUGGAAAUGUUUAUCGAUAG
Australozyma saopauloensis is the source of this 1476-nucleotide messenger RNA. RefSeq names its product succinate-semialdehyde dehydrogenase (NAD(P)(+)). NCBI's taxonomy places the organism in Eukaryota, Fungi, Ascomycota, Pichiomycetes, Serinales, Metschnikowiaceae. Gene Ontology annotation, molecular function: succinate-semialdehyde dehydrogenase (NAD+) activity. The coding region runs from base 1 to 1476 and encodes 491 amino acids. Gene Ontology annotation, cellular component: cytoplasm. The transcript has a single exon. Gene Ontology annotation, biological process: GABA catabolic process. The record is from RefSeq and is a predicted model, not a curated record.